AUUAUGGCACGCCCUGUGGUGGAGGGGCGAUUUCAGACCCAUUGCCACAUGGCUGUGACGGGCACUACCCGUUUUUGGUGUUAUUGGUCGAAGAAUUCACCUGUUAAAAGAGCACCGAUCUAAGACCGUGAACGCAUGAAGAUAAUGAGGGCUGUAUGACUGCCUGUUGAGUAGCCCCUCAUGUGUGGAGGACAGACAUUCCUAAACAGUCUAUCAAAAGUUCUGAACUGCACCCAUACCUUGGCAUCAUGGCACUGGGGGUCAAGCACUUCUCUAUAGCUGACUUUGUAGUGUUUGGGAUGCUAUUGGUGAUCUCCGUGGCCAUUGGCUUGUACCAUGCACUCUCCGGGGGGCGCCAGCGCACCACGCAGGAGUUCCUGAUGGCAGACCGGAGCAUGAGUUGCCUGCCACUGGCCUUGUCGCUCAUGGCAACCUUUCAGUCAGCCGUGGCCAUCGUCGGAACGCCUGCUGAGAUCUUCUUUAACGGCACCCAGUACUGGUUCAUCGGGUGUGCCUACUUCUUGGGCCUGCUCAUACCAGCCCACAUCUUUAUCCCCAUCUUCUACCGCCUCCGCCUGAACAGUGCCUAUCAGUAUCUUGAACUUCGCUUCAACAAGACUGUGCGGAUAUGUGGCACAGUAACCUUCAUCUUUCAGAUGGUAAUAUAUAUGGGUGUGGGUAUCUACACACCUGCCCUUGCGCUUAAUGCAGUCACAGGCAUUAACUUGUGGGCAACUGUGCUGGCCAUUGGAGUGGUCUGCACCAUCUACACAACACUGGGAGGACUAAAGGCAGUGAUCUGGGCAGAUGUGUUCCAGACACUGGUGAUGUUCGCAGGGCAGUUUGCGGUCAUUGGUGUCGGAGUUCAUCAGGCAGGAGGGCCCGCCGAGGUCUGGAGGAAGGCCAGGGACGGCGGACGCAUCUCAGGAAUCGAUUGGAACCCAGACCCCACACAGAGACAUACAUUUUGGACACUGGGGGUCGGGGGGGUGUUCCUAAUGCUGGCCCUGUAUGGUGUGAACCAGGCACAGGUGCAGCGCUACCUCAGUUCACGCACCGAGAAGCAGGCCAUCAUGUCCCUCUACAUGGUGUUCCCCUGUCUACAGCUGGUUCUGGCGCUAAGUUGUUUGAUGGGUUUGGUUAUGUUUGCCUGUUACAAGGAAGACAACCCCUUACAGAAACGGUACUUGGACAAGAAAGACCAGGUGGUGCUGUACUUUGUGAUGGAUAUGCUACAGGACUUCCCUGGUCUACCAGGACUAUUUGUGGCCUGUUUAUUUAGCGCAUCCUUGAGCACUAUAUCCUCUGCCUUCAACUCCCUAGCCACUGUGACCAUGGAGGACCUAAUCAAACCCCAUGUCACAAUAGAAGAGUCCAAGGCAACCCUGCUCUCCAAGAUACUUGCAUUCUUGUAUGGGGUUUUGUGCCUUGCCAUGGCAUAUGUUGUCCAUAUAUUGCACAGCUCUGUUCUGCAGGCUGCAAUCAGUAUCUUUGGGAUGGUUGGAGGUCCACUCCUGGGGCUCUUCUGUCUGGGCUUCUUCUUCCCAGCAGCCAACAGCACUGGUGCUGUUACAGGUCUUGUGGUUGGUCUGGCUGUAGCCUUCUGGAUUGGCAUUGGGAGUUUUAUGGCCAGAACGUCAGCCAUUGUGCUGGUGGAGUCCAACAGCACAGAGAUACUGGAUCUUGGGAAUAAAACCAUGGGACCAGUGGCCGCAGUUGUAGAGACAAGCCAGCGAAGCAUCCUACAAGCACUUUACUCCCUUUCCUACAUGUGGUAUAGCGGCGUAAAUUCCACCGUAGUGGUCAUCACAGGGCUCCUAGUCAGCUACAUGACAGGUCCUACGGCUAAGAAGGACUUAAUGCCAGGCACUGUGUAUCCAGUGUGGGGCAACUUGCGCAGGCUUUUCAGGCUGAGAGGCUGCUAUGCACCCCCAGCACAGCACAAUUCAUCAGCACAAGAAUGCCCCAUAUUACCUCAAAAAGAGAUGAAUGGAACUGUUACCAAGGCGACGGCGGAGGAAGAGCAACAGACAUUUCUUCCUGUGACCGCUAAAGUGCUGGUGGAACAAGAGUCGACUGUGUGAGGCCACACCAAGGCCACUCUGCAUCAGAGGAAUGGUUAUCAAUGGUCAGGACCUCUCAUUACCUCCAUACACACAAGCAGCUCAUGGACAUCCUGUAUGCUGGAUAAGAUUAUGGUGUUUUUUUUCUCAUUUUGUUUACCAACGUAAAUGUGACAGAAGCCCAUGAUCCAUAAACAAAGAUGCACAUGACCAAAUCCAACCCUCCCCCCCUGAAACAAAGAUUUAAGAGAGGGGAGGCAAAUAUAUUAAGAGAAUCAACGUAUGGAGUUUAUUUAGUCAUUCGUGUUACAUGGAGUGGUGCAUAAAAAGAUGAGAUUUUUAAUUUAUUAACGUCUUAUGCUCCAAAACUAAAGUCCCGUUAGACCUAUCCUUGAUAAGACUAUGCUUAGAAGUUUUGCACUAUAAUGUCAGAAACAAUGAGUUGAAUAGCUAAACGCAGCUAGCGUAUUGUAAUGGUAAUCUAAUUGUAAGGCAAUUAGCUGCUGCUUUCCUUAUGAUUCUACCUAGAAUGUUUAGUUGUUUACUAGUUUUCCAGUGACUGGAAAACAAGGUGUCAAGAUGGCUUAGUAACCCGAACGGUUGGGCUGGCUCAAACACAGUGGAGAAGAACGGCUAAGUGAAUGUCAUCACCCUGUAUAUGUAUUUACUGUAGAUGUCAUUUAUGUGCCAAAAUUCUGUCACUCAUGUAUGUGUACAUGUACACACACACACACACACACACACACACACACACACACACACAUACACAUACAUUGAAAACGCCUUCAGUGUCUAAAGCACAGUAAUAUUGUUGAGGACUUACUGUACUUCAUCUUGUUUGAUGACCAGUUUAUCAAUUGAUAGAUUUGCCAUGGUGUAGUUCUCAAAGCCUUUUGAUGACCCAAGUUUUAAACUAACCGAUGUGAUGUAUGUUUCUUUUACUUACUACUUUUAUGUUUUCUUUCUUUCUUUUCUGUGUACUUUAAAGUUGCUUUCUUGAAACAAUAGAUAUUUGUAAAACUAUUCAUGUCCAAUUUAAAAUAAAUUGGCACUCUAUAUUGUAGAGUUUGGAAGAA
This is a messenger RNA of Sardina pilchardus (European sardine), 3139 nucleotides long. It is a transcript of the gene slc5a6b, whose product is annotated as solute carrier family 5 member 6. NCBI's taxonomy places the organism in Eukaryota, Metazoa, Chordata, Actinopteri, Clupeiformes, Clupeidae. Gene Ontology annotation, biological process: sodium ion transport; biotin transport; pantothenate transmembrane transport. Gene Ontology annotation, molecular function: sodium-dependent multivitamin transmembrane transporter activity. The record is from RefSeq and is a predicted model, not a curated record. The transcript is spliced from 16 exons. Gene Ontology annotation, cellular component: membrane. Bases 249 to 2084 code for a protein of 611 amino acids.